CUCUUCGCAGAUUCACACACUCCCCUUUCAACCAUGGCAACAGGCCAACCUUUGAGGGGAGCUGUUCGGGCUCUGUCCUGGACUCGUGUUCUUCCCCCUCGGGCGCGACAAGGAGCUUUGCUGCACCGCGCAUGCCAGGCCAGAGGCGUCCAGAUUCGCGCUGCGCCCGCGGAACAACCUGCGGUCAAUGGAGACAAUCUCCCUGUGUCCAGCACUCCCACAUCAGCUGAAUCCGCUGAUGCUCGGUUCGAUGUCAUCGGCGCACCCUACUCGCUCCUGUCGGUUUCACUUUCCGCUUCGCAGAAUCUGUACACUCGCCGAGGGUCGUUGGUUGGGUUGAGUGGGAAAGCAGACAAUGUGAUUUCCACCUUGAGUGUCCUCGAACCUUUCCGGAGAGCUGUUGUCGGCGUGCCGUUUCUCUAUCAGAAGAUAUCCUCCGCCAGCCCGGUGACGGCCCUGGUCUCCGUCCGCUCGCCAAAUACCUCUUUUGCGGUCGUACACCUCAAUGGCUCGGUCGACUGGAUGGUCGCUCAAAGGCGAGCGCUACUUGCCUGGACGGGUCGUUCGCUCUCGAUUCGACCCACCAUCAACACGAACCUGAGCCUGUCCCACUGGGGUAGCUCUGAGGUCACUGGCAGAGGAUUGUUGGCUCUGGUUGGCAACGGCCAGCUGUAUUCGGUCGAGCUCAAGGCCGGCGAGCAAUACAUAGUCCAUCCCAGCAAUGUUGUUGCUUACACUAUCUCGUCGAACCCCCCUCGUCCCUACCGUUUCAAGUCUACGACAUUGAAGCUUCAGGUUCCGGGCCUUAAGAGCCUGCCUGCCUUCAUUCAAAGCUACAUUCAGAGUUCCAAGUUCCUCCAAGCUAUGUCCGAAGCGGAUACUUGGAAGUCUACAAUGAAGCUGGUUCACAGGCUUCGCACCUGGUCUCGAAUGACCAUCUGGGGAGACAGGCUGUUCCUUCAAUUCGACGGCCCUACAACUAUUCUCCUUCAGACCCGCGGGCCUCGCAUCAACGAGGUCCUGACGAAGCACGAGGUGAACGAGCUUGCUAGUGCUCCGCGUGGAUUGACCAUUGGCCCAGCGAAGCCUCCAACACCGGCGGAGGAAGCAUCGCGGAAAGCAGCAGAGGAGGCGGUAAAUGCUGCCCCUGUCCCUUCCCGGACGCCGGACGACUUGUUCCAAGAAGCAAAGGGCACGUCGCAGAGCGUCGCCAGGCUCACCAAGGAUGGCAAGGUGGUUUUCGAGAAGCUGGAAUAAGCCAGUUGAGUGUUUAAGCAAUCUGUUUCAAUUAUUCUGCUUCGUUGCAUAAGUCCGAGUUCAAUUAUUGGAGGGUUCAUUUUCAUUGCAGGCUCAAUGUACUAUAGACAGCAUGCGUCCGAUCGUACGCCAAACUCUCUUCAUGAAUCCCAUAUAUUGCUAUCGCG
Messenger RNA from Aspergillus aculeatus ATCC 16872, 1424 nucleotides. RefSeq names its product AIM24 family protein. Gene Ontology annotation, cellular component: mitochondrial inner membrane. Bases 34 to 1257 code for a protein of 407 amino acids. The transcript is spliced from 7 exons. NCBI's taxonomy places the organism in Eukaryota, Fungi, Ascomycota, Eurotiomycetes, Eurotiales, Aspergillaceae. Gene Ontology annotation, biological process: inner mitochondrial membrane organization. The record is from RefSeq and is a predicted model, not a curated record.